Messenger RNA from Aspergillus terreus NIH2624, 2583 nucleotides. Its product is annotated as mitochondrial intermediate peptidase. Gene Ontology annotation, biological process: peptide metabolic process. The transcript has 3 exons. Gene Ontology annotation, molecular function: metalloendopeptidase activity. Gene Ontology annotation, cellular component: mitochondrion. Lineage: Eukaryota; Fungi; Ascomycota; Eurotiomycetes; Eurotiales; Aspergillaceae. The coding region runs from base 1 to 2583 and encodes 860 amino acids. The record is from RefSeq and is a predicted model, not a curated record.
AUGCCGCUGCGCCCGCGGCCAUGGACCUGUCGGACCUGUCUGCAGCGUCUGCAUUCCGCCCGUCGGUCGUUGAAGACAGCCGCAUCUCCGUCGCCGCAGUCGACCUCCUUCGAGUACAACCGGUCGGCACAUAAUACCCAGAAGAGCACCACCGAUGACGAAACGCUUCGCCGAGUGUUCGACUCCCCGUCCUUCUGGAAAGAGUUCUCCCAGCGGAGUAGCCUGCACACGAAGCCCACCGGACUGGUACAGAACCAGUAUUUGACCAGUCCGGAAGGCUUUCGCACAUUCGCCAAUGUCUCGCUGCACAAAUGUCAGGCAAUCGUGCACAAGGUCCUCGCUGCUUCGACUCUGGAGGAAUACCGAGACAUGGCGCGAGACUUGGACCGACUGAGUGAUCUGCUGUGCCGAGUGAUCGACUUGUCUGAUUUCAUCAGAGUGAUUCACCCGGAUCCGCAGGUCCAGGAGGCGGCGACGCAGGCGUAUGCGCUCAUGUUCGACUAUAUGAACGUUCUCAACACAACCACCGGGCUUAAUGACCAGCUGAAGAAAGCCGCGGCUAACCCCGACGUCACGUCGCACUGGUCCGCUGAGGAGAAGAUUGUGGCUCAGAUUCUGAUCAAGGAUUUCUCCAACUCGGCCAUUCACAUGCCGCCGAACGAGCGGCAGCGGUUUGUGAACCUCUCCAACGAGAUCAGUCAGCUGGGAUCCAACUUUGUCAACGCAGCCGAACCGGCCAAAUCCCAUGUGGUUGUCGGGACGAACAGCCUGCGGGGGCUGGAUCCGCUCCUCGUUCAGCAGAUCAAACGUUGGAAUCGCACCGCGUCUGUCCCAACCAUGGGCAUGAUCCCGCGCCUUGUGCUGCGGUCUGUUCACGACGAAGGUGUCCGGAAGGACGUCUAUCUCGCGACGAGGACCUCCAGUUCCCGUCAAAUCAAACGAUUGGAACAACUCCUGGCGAAGCGAGCCGAGUUGGCCCAAUUGUCAGGAUACGCCAGUUUCGGACACAUGACUCUCAGCGACAAAAUGGCCAAGAGUCCGGAGGCUGUGUCCAACUUCCUCACCUCGCUGGUGGGGAGCAACCGGCAGUUCGUCCACGAGGAGCUUGCCCAAUUGCAGGGUAUGAAGGGAUCUUCGCCUCUGCAGGCCUGGGAUCACGCAUACUACGUCCAUCAACGCGUGAUGCAAUACUCGCAGUCCCGGCGAUCGCGCGAGCUGAGCAUCGUACCCGAAUUUUUCUCCCUCGGCACCGUGAUGCAGGGUCUCUCUCGGCUCUUCAACCGGCUCUACGGCGUACGUCUCGUGCCCCAGGAAACUGCGCCUGGAGAGACAUGGAACCCGGACGUGCGUCGACUGGACGUGGUGGACGAAGCGGAGCGACACAUCGCCGUCAUCUAUUGCGACCUCUUCUCGCGGCCCAACAAGCACCCGAACCCGGCGCAUUUUACCUUACGCUGCUCGCGGGAGAUCUCGAACCAGGAAGUUGCCGAAUGCGCAUCCAUGGAUCAGUCAGCCCACCCUAACGAUGGCAUGGCGACAGCCGUCGACCCGCAGUCCAAGACCCUCCGCCAACUGCCUACCAUCGCCUUGGUCUGCGAUUUCCCUGACCCGCCUGCAACCAGCGCUGGCCGCCCGUCGCUCCUGAGCGAGCAUAGCGUCCGCACGCUGUUCCACGAGAUGGGGCACGCGCUUCACUCGAUCCUCGGACAGACCCGCUUGCAAUCCAUCUCGGGCACGCGAUGCGCCACCGACUUCGCGGAGCUCCCCUCGGUGCUGAUGGAGCGCUUUGCGACGGCCCCCGAGGUGCUCUCGAUGUACGCCCGACACUGGCAGACGGACCAGCCUCUGUCGGAGAACAUGAUGCGCAGCAUGGAGCAGGACCGCACCGCGCACGGGUCCAUCUACGGGGCGGUGGAGAACGAAGCACAGAUCCUCAUGGCGCUGGUGGACCAGGCCUACCACUCGGUCCCGGCCGAGGCGGCCGGCAAGAUCGACAGCACGGCAAUUUACCACCAGGUGUCACAGGCACACUCGAGCCUUCCCGAGCCGUCGGACACGCAGCCGCCCACCUCCUGGCAAGGCUUCUUCGGCCACCUCUACGGCUACGGCGCCACGUACUACAGCUAUAUCUUCGACCGCGCGAUCGCCAACAAGCUGUGGGAGGACGUAUUCCAGAGCGGCCAGGCGUCGGUCGACCGCAACGCCGGCGAACGCUAUAAGAACGAGGUGCUUCGUUGGGGCGGUGGCCGCAAUGGAUGGGACUGUGUCGCUGGCGUGCUGGGCAGUGGUAACCCAUCCAAUGCAGACGGACGGCUGGUCGAGGGCGGUGACGACGCCAUGCGCGAGGUUGGACGAUGGGGACUUGGCCGCGAUGGUGUCUCUGGUAAACUUCUUAAUGUUAGGGGCACUAGCAUGAUCCUUGCAACCGAGGCAGACGGCCCUACAUGUAUCUAUAGACCAUCCUACCGUAACUCAGACCACGCGCGUGCCUUGCCGGUCCCAACGCCGGGCCCCCUAGCGGCGAACCCCAGGGAGGCGCAUGCUCUGGCAGAUAGUGGGCAGUGUGGGCAGUCAGUCGGCUGA